Molecule: messenger RNA, 1137 nt
Organism: Naegleria fowleri
Lineage: Eukaryota; Heterolobosea; Eutetramitea; Acrasida; Naegleriidae
Exons: 1
Coding region: 1-1137 (378 amino acids)
Biological process (GO): protein peptidyl-prolyl isomerization
Molecular function (GO): peptidyl-prolyl cis-trans isomerase activity
Source: RefSeq, a predicted model, not a curated record
AUGCUCAUCAAAGUCCUUCAAAGUAGUACUCGCUCUCAAACUCCCAUCAUCAAGCCUUUGAUGAAAAAUUUCUUGUCUCAACAUUCAUCGCUCGGAAAUUGUGCGGUGAUGAACAAAUUAAUUUCAGGUUCAUCUACUUUCUCAUCAUUCCAUACAACUUUGAAGACUGGAGUAUCGGAUCGUGAAACCGAAUGGGAAAGACAACACAGAGAAAGAAUGAAAAAACAAGAACAAUUAUGGAAGGAAUCACCCGAGAAAUUGAUUAGAUACUUUGUCGAGUUGAAAUUCCUCAAGAAUUGGAAUAGAAGCAAAGUACUUGUAUUACUUGUGUUGUUGUUUGUUGGUUAUUAUGCGUAUGACAAAGUAUCGGGCCGUCAUGGAUUAGCCGCUGGUAUUUAUCAAUUAUUGAACGGUCCAAAGAAGGGAACAGGAGCCGUUAUUGAGGAUGAUCCACAGACCAACCAGCAACCUACUGAUGAUGAAACCGUUGCCACAUCUCCAAAGCAACAAUUAUUGGAUCGUAUUGAUCCAUCUCGCAUGAGAACAUUUGCAUAUUUGGAUGUUGAACACGCCGACUCUCGCUUUCAAAAUGUAAUCAAGGGACGAAUUAUUAUUGGAUUGUACGAUAAAGUGGUUCCUGUAACCAGUUACAAUUUUGAAAAAUUAUGCGAAAGCAAGGAAUUGAAAGGAACUAUUUUCCAUCGUGUGAUUAACAAAUUUAUGAUUCAAGGAGGUGACACAAAACAAGGAACAGGAAUGUCAAGUGUUCCAUACAUUGGAAGAGCAACAGAUACCUCUGUACCAGAAGAAUUGAAGAAUAAGAUUAAUGAUAUGAUUAUCAGAGAUUCUCUGGGAAAUGUAAUUCAAUUUAAGGAUGAGAAUUUUGACCUUAAACAUAGCGAACCAUAUUUGGUGUGUAUGGCAAACAGAGGACCAAAUACAAACGGUUCUCAAUUCUUUAUUACCACUGAAUCAACACCACAUUUGGACAAUAAGCAUGUGGUAUUCGGCAAGGUAUUGCAAGGAAUGGAAAUUGUGGAUCAAUUACAAAAAGUAAGAACAAGUGCACGUGACAAACCAAUUGACUCCAUCAAAAUUGUUGACUGUGGUGUGUUAAGCAUUGAUGAGUUAUUGUAA